UCUGAGAGGACUGCAUCCCAAAAGCUUCCAAAUGGCCUCCUUUCCUCUUCUUUAUAAUUUUAACUCCUUAUUCACACUGAAAAGCAUUUCUUCCUCUUCUUCCUGUGAUAUUGAAAUCAGUGAUCAGAAAAUAGAGGAGAGGGGAAAGGAAGCCAUAUCAGAUUGUUGGAACAGAACUCAUACAUGUCAGCACAUGGUGUCAAUAAUGUUCUGCUUUGAUUUGACCCCUGACCUCUAACACUGACCCCUCUUGUCUCACCUCCACCGGACUCUCAACACAGUGAAGUGACCCAAGAAGUAAUCAAUCAGAUACAGUAAGACCAAGACUCAGACAGCCUCUCCAGCCCCACUCGCCUCAGCCUUAGCCUGUCAGACGGGUCGGAGGACCAGCUGGACCGCCUCCAGCAGGUGGAGCUGGCCAGGACAACACCCAUGUCCCAGUGGAGGGCAGGCACUGUGCAAGCCUGGCUGGAGGUUGUCAUGGCGAUGCCCAUGUACAUCCGCACCUGCUCAGAAAAUGUCAAGAGUGGAAAGGUUUUACUUGGGCUUACAGAUGAAGACCUGGAGCUGGGUUUAGGUGUCAGCAGUUUAAUGCAUCGCCGGAAACUCCGCCUGGCCAUUGAGGAUUACAGAGAUGCUGAGAAUGGUAGAGGACUGUCCAAGGCUGCAGAUAUGGACCACCACUGGGUGGCCAAAGCCUGGUUAAGCGACGUGGGCUUGCCUCAGUACUCCCAGGCCUUUCACACCCACUUGGUAGACGGGCGCAUGCUGAACUCCCUGACACGUCGGGACCUUGAACGUCACCUCAACAUCACCAAGAAGUUCCACCAGGUCAGCUUGCUGCUGGGCAUCGAACUGCUGCACUUACUCAAUUUCGACAAGGAGGCACUGCAGGCUCGCCGGAUACAGUGUGAGCACCAGAACGUGGAUCCAUUGGCAUGGACCUCUCAUCGGGUCAUCAAAUGGAUCAGAGAUAUUGACCUAAAGGAGUUCGCUGAAAGUCUUCUAAACAGUGGAGUUCAUGGUGCUGUCAUGGUGCUUGACCCCACUUUUAACACUGAUGCCAUGGCAUCAGCACUGGGGAUCCCCAGCAGCAAGCACAUGGUUCGCCGACACCUUGUUGAGGAGAUGAAAACCCUGAUUGGCCUGGCCAGGGCGGAUGCCAAGCAGGACUACGAGCGUCUAAACCUGGGAACGCCACCAACCCUCCUUCACCAGAACUCCCUGGGGAGACCGCCCAGCUCUACUGGCCGACACACUGAUGAAGAAGGCUCGCUGAGAAGGAGGGCUGUCAAGCCUCCAGCAGGGUUCAGCCCCAAAGCACGCAGUGGGCGGGACUUGAGUUGCCAUAGCAGCUAUGGCUCCCUGCCUCGGGAAGUUCGAGACCAGACUCCGCCCAGAGCCGAGGGAAGCCCGAUCCGCGGUUACACCAGCAUCGAGGUCACCAACGUGUAAGGUCAUCAGAGUGCAACAAACACCAGACAUCAGCUUCAUCACAGCUAAAUCUACAUCAUGGACAUUUGUUUUCCAUGUGCGCCUGAACAUGGGAUGGUUAUUUUUUUCUAAAGAUGAGCCUUUACAAGACAGACUGCACUUUUUAAACGGGACAGGAUUCUUUUUUACGAGUUUCCUGGUUUAAUAAAAACUUUAUAAGACUCGUUGUGGGCAGGUGGUAUUUUGAUGUUUUUGAGGGCAGUAAUUUCCCCUUCCCAACGCCAGAAUCAAGAUAUGAAAGACUCAAGCUAAAUCAUUAUUUUUCUAUUUUCUUGUGUGUAAAUGGUUCUUUGUGAACCAGGAUGUGACUUGGCAAUUUGUUUUUGUUGACUAGUUGCUAUUGACAGACAGUCUGUUUCUCUGAGGGAAAGGAGAUUAAAAAAAAAGAAAAAAGACUGUUUGUAUAAUACAGGGUACUUGAUGACAAAAUGAAAAAAAGUGUUAAUCAGUGUAAAUUGUUCUUGUUUCAUUCAAUUCUGCUGUUUGUGAUGCCUUGUCAGUGUAGCUGAGGACAAUGGACAAAAAAAACAACAAAAAACUUGAAUUUUAAAUUCUAGAGUUUAUGUUUGACAGUCAUUUUUCAUCUUGCACAUUUACACAGUUGUGUCCAAACAAAUGUAGCACCCUUUUCUGAUGUUUUAUACCGUGCAGUAAACAUGGAAAAAUAUUUGAACAAUGCGAACAAAAGAUGACUGCAAAGAUGUAUGUCCAUGGAAGCCUAGGGGCUAAAAGGUGUGAGGAUGCAUAUAUGUGAAAAUGAAAGUUCCUUUUAAUGAAAUAAAGACGACAUCUCAUAUUUGAUAGUCCUGUUGCGCCCAUCUUCAGCAGAACGUUUAAUAAAAAUCAAUUUAAAAAAAAA
This is a messenger RNA of Siniperca chuatsi (mandarin fish), 2353 nucleotides long. RefSeq names its product kazrin-A-like. Bases 433 to 1455 code for a protein of 340 amino acids. Gene Ontology annotation, molecular function: protein binding. The transcript is spliced from 8 exons. NCBI's taxonomy places the organism in Eukaryota, Metazoa, Chordata, Actinopteri, Centrarchiformes, Sinipercidae. The record is from RefSeq and is a predicted model, not a curated record.